Rhinopithecus roxellana (golden snub-nosed monkey) is the source of this 1709-nucleotide messenger RNA. It is a transcript of the gene NPRL2, whose product is annotated as NPR2 like, GATOR1 complex subunit. Gene Ontology annotation, cellular component: GATOR1 complex; vacuolar membrane. The record is from RefSeq and is a predicted model, not a curated record. The transcript is spliced from 10 exons. Gene Ontology annotation, molecular function: GTPase activator activity. NCBI's taxonomy places the organism in Eukaryota, Metazoa, Chordata, Mammalia, Primates, Cercopithecidae. Gene Ontology annotation, biological process: positive regulation of autophagy; cellular response to amino acid starvation; negative regulation of TORC1 signaling. The coding region runs from base 457 to 1590 and encodes 377 amino acids.
GCUUGCGGGACUGGGCGGGGAGAGGGACGUUCUCGAGAGCUCAACCGGCUGCCUAAAGGCGGUAGUUUCCCGUGCUGCACGCAGGCAUGCUACUUCAUUCGCAGACAACUGUGAGGCUAGAGGAUAGUCAGACCCAGGCCCCUGGCUCCCAGUGUGGAAGGGAAGACAUAGGUCACAUUGGCAAUGUUUGUAGGAUAUUGGGCUGUAGGCAUCCGGUUGAGAGGUUCCAGGUCCCACAGAAGGUGAGGUGGGUGACCCAUGAGUAUCCCUGAACUGAGUGAAGAGUAAAUGAUGCAUAGAAAGUUUAGAUAAGGGAGGAGAAAGUGUUCCAGGUAGAGCGAAUGCAGAAGCCAGGAAGGAGGUGAGAUCAUAGCGUGUGUUUGGAAAUAGAAAGAAUAGGCCUGAGUGGGUGGGAGAGAGGGGAAUGCUGGACAAGAGGACUUGGGCUUGGGGGGCAUGAGGAGGUCACCAUUUGUACUACACCAAAUACAGAUGUCCACUGAGGGGCCCAUUGCCACUCCCCUUCCCAGGUCCCUGAAGACUUCAUCUCCCGAGAGCUGUUUGACACAGUCCAAGUGUACAUCAUCACCAAGCCAGAGCUGCAGAAUAAGCUUAUCACUGUCCAUGGAAAAGAAGCUGAUCGGCUGUCCUGUGUGCAUCGAACACAAGAAGUACAGCCGCAAUGCCCUCCUCUUCAACCUGGGCUUCGUGUGUGAUGCCCAGGCCAAGACCUGCGCCCUCGAGCCCAUCGUUAAAAAGCUGGCUGGCUAUCUGACCACACUAGAGCUAGAGAGCAGCUUCGUGUCCACGGAGGAGAGCAAGCAGAAGUUGGUGCCCAUCAUGACCAUCUUGCUGGAGGAGCUAAAUGCCUCGGGCCGGUGCACUCUGCCCAUUGAUGAGUCCAACACCAUCCACUUGAAGGUGAUUGAGCAGCGGCCAGACCCUCCGGUGGCCCAGGAGUAUGAUGUACCUGUCUUUACCAAAGACAAGGAGGAUUUCUUCAACUCACAGUGGGACCUCACUACACAACAAAUCCUGCCCUACAUUGAUGGGUUCCGCCACGUCCAGAAGAUUUCAGCAGAGGCAGACGUGGAGCUCAACCUGGUGCGCAUUGCUAUCCAGAACCUGCUGUACUAUGGCGUUGUGACACUGGUGUCCAUCCUCCAGUACUCCAAUGUAUACUGCCCAACGCCCAAGGUCCAGGACCUGGUAGAUGACAAGUCCCUGCAGGAGGCAUGUCUAUCCUACGUGACCAAGCAAGGGCACAAGAGGGCCAGUCUCCGGGAUGUGUUCCAGCUAUACUGCAGCCUGAGCCCUGGCACUACCGUGCGAGACCUCAUUGGCCGCCACCCCCAGCAGCUGCAGCACGUUGAUGAACGGAAGCUGAUCCAGUUCGGGCUUAUGAAGAACCUCAUCAGGCGACUACAGAAGUAUCCUGUGCGGGUGUCUCGGGAAGAGCAGAGCCACCCUGCCCGGCUUUAUACAGGCUGCCACAGCUAUGACGAGAUCUGCUGCAAGACAGGCAUGAGCUACCAUGAGUUGGAUGAGCGGCUCGAAAAUGACCCCAACAUCAUCAUCUGCUGGAAGUGAGACUGGUGGUGGCUGGAUGGACACAUUGCUGUGGGUAGUCCCUCCUACCAGGAGGCUUGUCAUACUGUCUAGAGCUUGACUCUUAGUUCUGUAAAUAAAGACAUCCAUUUCAAAUAGCC